This is a messenger RNA of Pneumocystis carinii B80, 2621 nucleotides long. RefSeq lists its product as hypothetical. Lineage: Eukaryota; Fungi; Ascomycota; Pneumocystomycetes; Pneumocystales; Pneumocystaceae. The transcript is spliced from 12 exons. The record is from RefSeq and is a predicted model, not a curated record. Bases 47 to 2575 code for a protein of 842 amino acids.
AUAAAAUGAGAACUUAAUCUCUUAAAGAUGUUAGAUAUUAUAUAUUAUGAGAGAAGAUCAAGCCUUUAGACCUCUUAAACAAGGAACUAUAGAUGAUUUACCGCAAUGCGAGUUGGCUUAUGUAUAUAUUACACGGCAUGCUUAUUCAAGAUUAAAAAUAGAGGAAAAAGAUGAACCAGAAGAUAUAUUUGAUGCAAUAGAAAGAGGACCCUUUGUUGUUACAGGCGUAAUUCGUAUAAUUAAGGAUAAGCAGUCACAAUAUAGAUAUAAUUCAGAGAAGAUAGUCUUUAUUAAGCUUAUGAAUGUGUAUCUUUACAAAAUUGAACGUCUUUCUAACAAUUUAUUAUUGAUAUGGAUCAUUGGACAACGUGCAUUAUAUGUUAUUCAAAGUGUUUGUGAUGAAUACAAAGAAACAUAUAAUAUUGUUACGGAAAAGGCAGAUCUUUAUUCAGAUCUAAGAAUUAUUCGAGAAAAUGAAACAAAAAAAUGUAAAUUUACAUUUCAUGAGUAUUUGGAACAAAUUUCGUAUGUAUGGGAAGAAGAAAAAUCAAAAAUUAAAGAUAAAAUUAUUAAAUAUUCCAAAUUUUUAUUUUUUAUGAUGUUAGAUGAUACUAUAUUAGAUUGGCCGAAAUCAUUGUUUUUCAAAGAUCUUGUAGAAUUAUGUAGUGAUUCAUUUGAACUUGCAAAAUUGAAUAAAAAAAAAGCAGAAAUUCUUCGUAAUAAUGCAAUUGAUAUAUUAGAACUUACGAAUGGCUUCUCAAAUACUAAGGAUAGCUUUACGGAAAACCAUGAUCAAGAAUUAGAUAAUUUUCAGUUACAAAAUAAUUUUUUCAAUAUUAAUUUUUCAUUAAAAGAAUUACAAAACGACACAUUAACAUAUCCAUUUCCACGUACAAAUGCAGAAGGAAGGAAAUUAUAUAAUGAUUUAAAAAAAGCUUUAAUGCAUGUUUCUUUUAAACCUAAAGAUCUUGACAUUGAUAUGGCUGCUAUCUUCCUUGGAAAUGAUUUAAAUUCAGUCAAUGAUAUGAAGGAAAAAAUAAAAAGUCAUGCAGAAGGGUUAAUUGACUUAAUCAAAAUGUCUAAAAAAUGGGAAAAAAGUAAUUUAUUUAAACAACUUAGUAAUAUAACUAAAGGAAUUGAUAUACCUCUUAAGAAAACUAAAUCUAUGCUUUUAAAAAAUGAAAAUCAGAAAAAAGGUUUAUAUAAACGAAAAAAUAGAAGAAUGUAUAACACAUCAUUCAAAAAAAUUGAUAAAGAAAUGUCAUUGUUUCAUUUAAUAGAUAAUUCUUCAUCAGAAGGCAGCAGUAAUACAACUUUUCAGAGAAAUAUACUUUCUAAAAAAGAAUUUCUUCAAAAAAUUAUGAAUCAACUUGUUUCAGAGCUUAUUGAAUCACAAAAAUAUGCAAAAAGGUACAAUUUAAAAAUAUUUAUACACAAUAUGACCAAUAUUUUUAAAAUCUCAUAUAAAACUACAUUAAAAUUUAUUCUGGAAAAUAUAGAAUCUUUUAUUGGUUUAGUUACGCAAAAACAUACUGAAAUUUAUAAGGAUUUAGAAAAUAUGUUAAUAUUUAAGUCAGAAUUUUUAAACAAUUCUAAAGCAAAGCCAUCAAAUAAAAAACAUAAAGAUUCCUCAUACUCAUAUAAUUUACUAAAAUCAAAUAUUUUAGAUUCUAUUGAAGACUCCUCUUUUAAGAAUAAAAAUGAAUCAAGCAAGAAAAGUGUCACAACAGAUAAUACUUGCGAAUCUUUAGAUUCUAAAGCUGCAUUGGAAUCUAAUACAAUAUCUACUGAAAACAAAAUAUCAGACUCAUUAAAUAAUCUUUAUGAAUCUCCAAAUAUGGAAUUGAAUAUUCAAAAGUUUGACAACGCAUUAAUAAAUCUUAGAAAAACUGAAAAACGUUUAAAGGAGGCUAUUUCUCACAAUUCUUCCAAGUCGCUUUUUAAUACAAAUUCCACAUUUAAUAAUAAAAAAGAAAAUGAAAAAGAAUAUCAUAAUAAUUCUAAAUCAGAUGUAAUGAACAUAUCUUCAUCUGAUACAAAUCUGAAGGAUAAUUCAUUAUCUAAUAAUAUUAUAAAUACAUCUAAUCAUGAAACAAAAUCUCAUGAUUCAGAUGAAAUGUCAGAUAAAUCACUUGUCCUAAGCAAAAAAAAUAUAACCAAUUCCUCUAACUCUAAUAAAAAUAAUGAUAAAAACAUUUAUCUCAAUAAAAAGGAUGAAUCAAACGAUCCUGUUAUAAAUGAUAAUUAUACAUUCAAUCAAUUUAAAAAAUCAUUGUUUGAAUUUAAUUUAAUUCAGCCUGGACGAGGUAAACCAAUGUUACAGAUAAUACAACUUCCUUCAACUCAACCUUCUCAGAACUCAAAACUAUGGUUUUGUCCUCUUAAAAACUGCAAUUAUUUUUCAGAAACAUUAGUACCCAAUAAAUAUUUUAAGGCAAUUAUUAAACAUUUAAAAUAUCAUAAAGACAAUUUUUCAUCAAAACAUGGACAUAAAAAUUUCAAUCAACCACAAAAUAAUAUGGUUAGAGAUUUUGUUGAAAAGCUUGAAACUAUUGCCGAAUCAUGGAAACCAUAGUUUGAUGAAGCCUAACUAUAAACUCUAAUGAAUCAUUAUGACAAAU